AAAUAGCCUGAGAGACACAUGAGAAGCAGUGCUGCUAAACUGAGGGGCAGCUUGAGUGAGAACACCAGCAGUAUAGAGAAAGUGCGUCGAAAAGAAAGACGUGGCGCUGAAGUUUUUCAACAAAAAAGUCAUCAAACGGUGACUUUUCUUCCAGGGGGAAGUCAAGGAAGGAAACCACCUGUUGAGAUGGGAAGUCCAAGCCCUCCGCUUUACCUCAAUGUGAGCCCAGAGAUGAUCAACUCUACAUCAGAUGUGACCAAAGGCGAGGAGGGCUUCAGUGAGGCCACAAUGAUCGUGCUGGGCAUGAUCAUGUCGUCGCUCAUCCUCUGUAUCGUUUUCGGCAACAUCCUGGUCAUUACGGCGAUUGCUCGCUUCCAGCGUCUGCAAAACGUCACCAACUGCUUCAUCACCUCCCUGGCUUGCGCCGACCUGGUCAUGGGUCUCAUCGUGGUCCCCUUCGGCGCCUGUUAUAUCAUCUUCAAAACCUGGCACUUUGGUAGUUUCUGGUGCGAGUUCUGGACGGCGACCGAUGUUCUCUGUGUGACCGCAAGCAUUGAGACCUUGUGUGUCAUCGCCAUAGACCGUUACUUGGCCAUCACCUCGCCCUUCCGUUACCAGACCCUGCUGACAAAGUGUAAGGCUCGCAUUGUGGUGGUGCUGGUGUGGAUCAUCGCCGCCCUGAUAUCGUUCCUGCCCAUCCACAUGAAAUGGUGGAUAUCUGACGAUAAACAAGCGAAAGAGUGCACCAAUGAUAGCAACUGCUGUGAAUUCUACACCAACAUGGCUUAUGCCAUCACGUCCUCCAUCAUCUCCUUCUACAUCCCUUUGGUCAUCAUGGUGUUUGUCUACAGCCGAGUUUUCCAGGAGGCCAAGCGCCAGCUCAGAAAGAUUGAUCAAAGCGUGGGGCGAUUUCACAACAACGACAGUUUCAAACCCAUGGACGCCAACAUCGGGCGGGGCCAGAAGAAGAUGAAAUUUUGUCUGCGGGAACACAAAGCCCUAAAGACGCUGGGCAUCAUCAUGGGGAUCUUCACUCUGUGCUGGUUGCCCUUCUUUCUGCUCAACGUGGUGGUUGCCAUAUGGAAGGUGGAAGACAUUGACCUGACUUUUCGGAUCCUCAACUGGAUAGGUUACGCAAACUCAGCCUUUAAUCCGCUCAUUUACUGCCGGAGCCCGGAGUUUCGAUAUGCCUUUAAGGAAAUCCUCUGCCUCAAAGGGAACCACGACUCCAAAGCGGGACCUAUGAAUGGAUACAUCUGCGAUAGACACAGUUGGCAGAGUGAGCCGCAGGGGCGGAGUAAAGGCAACUCAGAAGACAGUGACGCCUUCGAGGGCUGCUUGGAGCAAGGAGCAUGUGUUGACAAUGUUGAGGACAGAGCGGUGGACUCCAACGGGAACUGCAGCAAAGACCCCGCGAUUGUAAAGGCUGUACUUUAAACUAUGAGACUUUUAGCCCAAAGGGCACCAACUUUCAUGUUUACACUGCUGUCAUGCACCUAUUGAUUUUGGCAGGUAAGGCCAGUCAAGAAGCAUGGUAGAGGCGCAGGAUUCUGCUUAGAGGAAACUAUAUUUAUCAUGUUACAAAAAUACUGUUGACAAAUUGUGCUGAUUCAUUCUGUUCAUAUUCCGUCUACCUCACCACAUCGUCGUCUUGAAAGUGCGCUUGAACAUUCGUAUUGCCACAACGUGAUAGCACUGAGGCCGUUUGAUCUAUCCUCGCUUUAAAAAAAAAAAAAAAAAAAAAAAAAAAGGA
Molecule: messenger RNA, 1753 nt
Organism: Hippocampus comes (tiger tail seahorse)
Lineage: Eukaryota; Metazoa; Chordata; Actinopteri; Syngnathiformes; Syngnathidae
Gene: adrb2a
Product: adrenoceptor beta 2, surface a
Exons: 2
Coding region: 19-1437 (472 amino acids)
Biological process (GO): positive regulation of MAPK cascade; norepinephrine-epinephrine-mediated vasodilation involved in regulation of systemic arterial blood pressure; adenylate cyclase-activating adrenergic receptor signaling pathway
Cellular component (GO): plasma membrane
Molecular function (GO): beta2-adrenergic receptor activity; norepinephrine binding
Source: RefSeq, a predicted model, not a curated record